AUGACCGUGAAUGAAGUAAUUCAUUCACGGUCUAACCAGCUAAACCUCAUUUAUUUACCUGAAACUAAUUCCACCAGAACAAAAGUACAAAUACCUCAAUUACACAGCCACUAUUACUAUCAUCUAUUUGUGGGAAUUGACACCUCAGUGGAGCUUCUAGGUUCGACCAAUUGCUGUAAUCUGGUCAAUUCACCCAAAAUUAGUAUUUCUAAUCUGUCAGUCAAACCAGAAACCACACCCUGCUUGCAGUGUUUCUUUUAUUUUAAUCAUGUGUAUCAUGUGGGUGUGCAAAACACAUCAAGUUGCAUGCUUUUCUGAAUCAAUGAAGAGUCUUCAGUGCAAUUAAGUAAGAGUUGUAAAUUAUGUCAUGUGUGAUGAAGCAUGCAAUCACACAUUCAGGCCGAGUGAGCUGAGAAGAUGCUAGCUAGUAGCCACUCAGCCAUCUUGCAACCCCAGUGUAUUUUGACAACUUUCAAAACUGAAUUCUGAGCAACCUAUUAUUAACUUUUUAAAAUGAUUCUUCCAAGACAACAGCUUAGAUAUUAUAACUCCAAACAUUAUGUCAUAAUGCAUUAAAUCAACCAAAAAAUGUAUACUUUUUGGGUGCAAAACACAUCAAGUUGCAUGCUUUUCUGAAUCAAUGAAGAGUCUUCAGUGCAAUUAAGUAAGAGUUGUAAGUUAUGUCAUUUGUGAUUAAGCAUGAAAUCACACAUUCAGACUCAGAGUGAGCUGAGAAGAUGCUAGCUAGUAGCCACUCUGCCAUCUUGCAACCCCAGUGUAUUUUGACAACUUUCAAAACUGAAUUCUGAGCAACCCAUUAUUAACUUUUUUAAAUGAUUCAGCAGCUUAGAUACUAUAACUCCAAACAUUAUGUCAUAAUGCAUUAAAUCAACCAAAAAAUGUAUACUUUUUGGGUGCAUGACAAUUACAACUUGCAUCAUUAUCAGUAUGUGCGUGUCAUGUGCUUGGUUAGCUUCAGCACACUAAAUUGAGGUGAUCUCCCACAAGACAAGUCAUAUAACAAUCAUAACAUGUGCUGAUGCAAUCCGAAAAGAGGAGUUUGAGUUCAGGAAUAAAACUCACAUAAAAAAACAGUCAUGUGACGAAAGAGGUGUUAUGCAGUGAGACAAGCAGGUGAUCUUUGGCAUCGUGGACAGGGAGUCGGGUAUGUGACUUUUUGUCCCUUCCUUCUCCCUCACUGGAGAGCUACCUGUUCAAAAUCAGCAAGGAAAAUUAUCAGUCAAGUGUAUUUGAGGCCAACUUUCUCAUCUUGGGCGGCGAGGAAGUGGUGUACCUGUUAUUGGGUAAAUGCUGCUCUUUUGGUAAACGGUGACUAUGUACACAUGCACAAGGAGAAUUGUUUGCUCUUCUCUUUAGCUGAUUACAGACGUCUGAAAGAGGAGGGGAGAAACAUGAGCAGUCAGGAGGAGCUCUAUCAUGACUGGAUGGACAGCCACAAUGGAUCUUCUCCAACUAAAAAUGCCACAACCAGUUUGGGAAGAUCUAAUCGUCAAUUUUCUCUGGGAGAUGAGAGCCUUAUAUCGAAUUCCUCCUGUCAGGACACCUCGCAGCUCUUCCCACUCAUGCAAACCAAGUUGUACAAGCGGCGUUGGGUCAUGCUGUUGGUUUUUUGCAUGUACUCCAUGAGCAAUGCCAUGAUGUGGCUGCAGUACGGUAUCAUUGGCAACAUUUUCAAGCGCUUUUAUGAUAUUGGCUCCUUGGCCUUGGACUGGCUGUCUAUGAUUUAUUUCUUCACCUACAUUCCUCUCAUCGUGCCCGUCAUGUGGAUGCUGGACAACCGAGGCCUCAGGGAAGUCAUCAUGGUGGGCUCUGCCGUCAACUGCAUUGGCGCUUGGAUCAAAAGCAGUACGGCUCACCCCGACUCGUUUGCUGUCACCUUCUUCGGGCAGUUUGUGUGUUCAGUGGCCACUGUUUACACACUUGGCAUCCCAUCUAGACUUGCUUCUCUGUGGUUCGGGCAGCACGAGGUUUCCACUGCCUGUUCGAUUGGCGUUCUGGGAAACCAGUUGGGCAUUGCCAUUGGAUUUCUGAUCCCGCCCAUCCUCGUGCCGAAUGUAGAUGAUAUGGAUGAGCUGGCGCACCACAUUAAGAUCAUGUUCUACAUCAGUGCUGGAGCGGCCACCAUCAUCUUCAUCCUUGUGGUCAUUUUUUUUCAGGAGAAACCAGAGCUCCCUCCCACACAGGCCCAAGCCCAGGCCAGGUGCUUUACUCAAGAGCAGUAUUCUUACCGGGCUUCGAUUUGGAGGCUGCUGCGCAACAAGCCCUUCAUGCUGUUAGUUGUCAGCUAUGGACUGAAUGUUGGCUGCUUCUAUGCUGUGUCUACGCUACUGAAUCGAAUGAUCAUUGAACACUAUCCAGGAGAGGAGGUAAACGCAGGCAGGAUCGGUCUGACCAUUGUCAUUGCCGGCAUGGUGGGGUCGCUCAUAUGUGGCAUUUGGCUGGACAAGUCUAAAACAUACAAACAGACAACACUGGUUGUGUAUGUUCUCUCCCUCGUCGGGAUGCUGGUGUACGCCUUCACUCUCAACCUGGGUCACCUGUGGCUGGUGUUUAUCACAUCUGGAGUUUUAGGCUUCUUCAUGACCGGUUACCUUCCUCUGGGCUUUGAGUUUGCAGUCGAACUCACUUACCCAGAAUCAGAGGGGACCUCAUCUGGACUCCUUAACUGUUCAGCUCAGAUCUUUGGAAUCAUUUUCACCAUUUCCCAGGGAAAGAUAAUUGACAGAUGGGGUACUUUGGGGGGAAACAUCUUCCUGUGUGUCUUUCUGCUGAUAGGAACUGUAAUGACUGGAUUUAUCAAGUCUGACCUCCGGAGGCAAAAAGCCAAUCUCCAGGCCGAGGAACAAAUAAUUAGUCCUGCAGGCUCAGAGACGUUGGUGCAGGACUACGGGGGCACAUCUUGCAGCAGCCCCUGGCAACGGCAGACUUGACAUAAAACUACAACCUCAAUAAAAAAAACAAAACACACAUCUGCCAAGAAAAUAUCUGCCAUUCAAGCUGAAAACAUCUCGCCCCCUGAGAACCUGACAGAAGGGAAGCUUUAAUUAAGAAUACAAGCACCAUAGUCACCAUGCAUUCUGCUAUGAAGCCUUGUCGACGCAGAUUGGUCGCGGUAGCAACCGACAACCCUGCUGCAUAUUUGUUGCACUGUGCCAUAACACACAUACUGUACACUCAUACAUGAUAUUCUAAUCCCAAAACAAGCACAAGUACAAUGCACUUCAACCUCAUGUCUUUACAUUCCUCAAUUCUGACCCUCAUCCACAAUCCUCAUGUGAGAGAUGAGCACGUCUUUCACUUUUCUGUGUGUUCUAAAGAUAUAAAAGCAGAUAAAAAGAGACAGCUCAUUACUACACAUAAUGGGACACAUUGCCUAUGGCUUAUGACCUAUUUUCUGGUAUAAAAUAUGCUCUAACGUCUUCAAUAUAUUGGGUAGAGAAGUGAAUGUGGUAUCAAAUUAAAGUCAUGCUUUAUCACACUUGAUUUUACAAAAUUUCCAAAUUUUGUAACAUGCUACUUGGACGGAAUAAGUGUUUACCCAUUAUAGGCAUUCUUAGCUGCGUCUUUUUAGCUGUUUAGCUUUAGAAUGAGGAGAAAAAAGAAAAAUAUAUGUAUUCAUGUCUCACAUAAGGAUUGUGGAUAAUGGGCAGUUUUCCUUUAAGCUUGAAUAUCAAGUUAAGUGUAAAGUGUUUUUUUUAAUGACCUGCUACCCUAAAACCGUUUUAGUGUCAGUAGUGUUUUCUGUCAUAAUUAGCAAUAUUUUAAAGGUCCCCUAUUAUGCAAAAUUCAUUCAUUUUCUACCGCUUAUCCUCACGGGGAUGCUGGAGCCUAUCCCAGCUGUCUCCAGGCAAGAGGCGGGGUACACCCUGGACUGGUCGCCAGCCAACCACAGGGCAUUAUGCAGCAUUAUUAACUAAAAUGAUAUUAUACCAGCUGUCGCCAGUAGAUGUGCAGUAUUCAUUACACAUCUGAAAAUGAAUCAUGGCGCUCUGCUAACGAUCCGACAGUCAACUCCAGACGUGGGAGCUGUCAGGUUGAUCAUUUCUUCAGCAAACGGGCUAACCCAGCAUGACGUUUCUUGUUUAAAUGUGACUGUAACAUUAGCACUGCAGCACACAUAGCCAUGCUAGUGUUGCUAACGUUUGUGUCCUCCUGUCACACUCCUUAAUGUUACACUAUUGUAUGAUAGAAGACAAGUUUAUGUAGAAAGUGAGUCAGGCACAACUCAUUAGCAUUAAAGCUACUGACACACAAACCCAGGAGGGCUUAGUAAAAACACUGUUAAACUGUCUAAAUUACAGAAUUACAGCAUUGCGGCUUUUUUUAAAAUUGUGAAAAACACUAUAAUAUGGGACCUUUAAUGGUAAAGAUUAACAAAUGGACAACUGUGUUUUCCUGUCAUGGCUGCUGGAAGGCUUUCUGCAUGUCAUGCUGGAUCACACAAACGUAUUACCUCAGAAUUUUACUGAUUACAGAAACUGUUGAUGCUGUGCAUCUUGUCAACGCUUUGGAAGGUCAGUUUUGUCCUUGCUUUACUGUAAGAGACCUCCUCCAGAUCUGAGAAAGGAACUUGAGGAUUGAUAUCUGCUUCACUAUCAAGAGGAGGAGGCAAAUGGGUCAUUUUUCAUGAGAAAAAUGACAAAUAUUUGAUUAAAUACAUAGUGCUAUACACAGGUUACUGAGAAAAGGCGUAGUGUGCAUAGUUUGUCAUGAAUUUGUUUUAUUUGUUUUGUUGUGGCGUGUCUUGUGAUUACUUUUUUUUCUCUCAAAGAUGACGCAAUUUUUAGGGUUACUAAUUUAUCACAUUGUGGAAUUUUAAGGACAAAGCUGUGAAGUAUCUUUGAUGCUCCUUGUCAUUUAAAACACAUUCAAUAAAUUAUUCUAUUAUAUUUGA
Doryrhamphus excisus (bluestripe pipefish) is the source of this 4915-nucleotide messenger RNA. RefSeq names its product FLVCR choline and putative heme transporter 2a (gene flvcr2a). Gene Ontology annotation, biological process: heme export; transmembrane transport. NCBI's taxonomy places the organism in Eukaryota, Metazoa, Chordata, Actinopteri, Syngnathiformes, Syngnathidae. Gene Ontology annotation, molecular function: heme binding; heme transmembrane transporter activity. The record is from RefSeq and is a predicted model, not a curated record. Gene Ontology annotation, cellular component: membrane.